AUGGCAGUGGAGCGUCAGCAGAAGUCCGGCAUUGCCGUCGGUAUCAACAAGGGUCACAAAGUCACAGUAAUCCAGCCACCAGUCCGAGUCAGCCGCAAGAAGGGCCAGCUCUCAAAGCGCACCGCUUUCGUACGAGACAUUGUCCGCGAGGUCGCCGGUCUCGCCCCAUAUGAGCGACGAGUCAUUGAAUUGUUGAGGAACUCGAAAGACAAGCGUGCGCGCAAGCUGGCGAAGAAGAGACUCGGCACACUCACCCGCUCGAAGAGAAAGGUCGAUGAGCUUCAGCGUGUGAUCGCUGAGUCGCGUCGUGCUGGUCAUUAA
Messenger RNA from Cyphellophora attinorum, 321 nucleotides. Its product is annotated as 60S ribosomal protein L36. Lineage: Eukaryota; Fungi; Ascomycota; Eurotiomycetes; Chaetothyriales; Cyphellophoraceae. The coding region runs from base 1 to 321 and encodes 106 amino acids. Gene Ontology annotation, molecular function: structural constituent of ribosome. The record is from RefSeq and is a predicted model, not a curated record. Gene Ontology annotation, cellular component: cytosolic large ribosomal subunit; ribosome. Gene Ontology annotation, biological process: cytoplasmic translation. The transcript has 3 exons.